Molecule: messenger RNA, 3086 nt
Organism: Xenia sp. Carnegie-2017
Lineage: Eukaryota; Metazoa; Cnidaria; Anthozoa; Malacalcyonacea; Xeniidae
Exons: 3
Coding region: 232-1776 (514 amino acids)
Source: RefSeq, a predicted model, not a curated record
AACGACGACCUGAAAACAGCAUUUGUCUUGAUUCGAUGGCUCUCAUCUGACGGAAGCAAAAAAGUAGUGACGAAGAGAAAGGUUUACAAUCGAAAGUUACAAAUAUAUAAGGAAACUUUUGGUCGGGCUGAGCUUGACCAGCAUGACCUCUAAAUACGCCACUGAGGCCUUGGUUGUUUAAAAAAACAGAGCAACAGUCAAACUUGGGAUCGUGAAGACUUUGCACUUGAGAUGGAUCCAAUGUCAUUAGGGUCAAGCAUAUUUGCAGGCAUUCCAACCCACGGGACAAAACUACUUGAUUGGCUUGGCAAAGUUAAAGGUGAAUUAACAACACUGAAAUCAUUAUCGAGAAAAGAUCUCCUUAGCAGUAUCAGUCAACUCAAUAUAGGAAUUACAACACUGAAUUUAGCUGAGUCAAGCAAUCCAACAGAAUUACAAAAACAAGAGCGACUGAAGUCAGCUGAACAGUCUUUCGUACAGGCAACUAAAGAGGCAAACAAGGCAUUUAAUGAUGAAUCAUUAAAAAUUGAAGAAAAAAUAACAGCAUGCUGGAUUUGCAUUGUAAGUUCUGUUCAUCAACAUUUUAAUGAUAGCGAGGCAGCCGGAAAUGAAUCAAUGCUCCACCUAAAGAACCUAAACACAUUGCCAGAGGUUGGGAAGCUAUUUUCAAAUUCUCAACCAAAAUUUUACAAAGACGCUCGGGUUAAAAACGUUGACAAUGUACUGAUGAUAAAUUUAUCAGUGGCUGAUUUCAUAGCAAAACACACAUGCCAAAGAAAGGUUGUUCUCGACUGGCCAUUGAUUCAAUUUGGUGAGCAUAAGUUUCAUCCCCUGUAUUUUAAAUAUGUUGAAGAUAUCACAACUGCUUCAAUUCCUUGGUGCGCAUAUCAUUUUUGCACUGAUGAAGUUGAAGUAUUUUUCAACAAAGAAAUCAUUUUAACCAAUGAAGGAGAACUACUAACUUUUUCUGGAAACAAUCUCCAAAAACUCGACAGUGAAACAGGAAAACUUCAACCGUGGUGUAAAGAAAAAUGGGAGAUUGAUGAUUGGCAGGUUAGAUGUAUGACUGUUGAUAACAACGGCGUGGUGUAUGUUCUUUCUGGUUAUGGUGGCAAACAUGUCUGGACAUAUCAAUUGACAGUUUUUUCAGAAAAUGACGCUAUCCAACAAUCUACUUUGAAGUUUCUUGAUAAUAUAUACGCACGAAACUUGUUUAUGGCCGUCACAAAUGAUGAAGUAAUUGCUAUUGCAUUUGUUGAGGGAGACCAACCUAACAUCAACCUAUGUGUAUGCUACAAAACUGGUUCUCCCGUUCUCACACCUUGUAGGAUUAUAGGCAUUCAUAAUCCACUUGUCGAUGAGUUGAAAUGUUUGUCUUUUUCUGCUGAUAGAGAAAUAGCUUUGAUAACCUAUCGACACAAAUAUAAACAUUAUCGACUCCUCUUUUACAGCAUGGAAGCAAAAUUACUUAAACACGUGAUUUUCAAACCAAGCACUGGUGAGAUCAGAGUGUAUAAUCAAGUUAUUUACACAACUGUCACCAACACUAUCACAGGUUUCUACUUAAACAAUGCUGGUUCGAAGUUAGUGAUUGAGACUUUUUCUGCUGAAACUAAAAAACUUCAGUGGACCCUUACGUUGAUGAACACAGGAUAUUAUUCAGAAAUGUUUAGUGAUUCGGCUCGAGUUGUACACCACGUUAACGGAAUGGUGGCUUUUGUGACAAAAAACCGAAUAGUUUACAUUGAUAAAAAAAUGACCCACAGAAAUCUGUGAAUGACAAAUUCGAAUCAUGCAUGACAAGGGAUGUUUAUCCUACAUUAAGUCAACAAAAUUUGAUCACAAUUAGAAAGAAAGCCAUUUUUUCGGAUGAAAAAUUUCCUCAGGGUAACGUUGACAUUACUGAAUGUUCCUUUCAAAAGAGCAAAGGAGAAAUGGAUGGAAAUUUAGAAUAGACUGUAGACACACGUAUAUGUAAAAACGGCUGCUAAGAUACUGUUUUGAUUUUUUAAAAACGGCCUUUUCGUGUUAAGGUUAAUAUAGUCGCGAUUAAGCGAGCAGCUUGCUCGCAGGAAUAAGCUACAGGAGAAGGCCUUCCUUAUUUACACAAAAUUUUACGAGCACUUGAAAAUAUUCUAAAAACAGCAUGGUCAACUCCAGAGGAGGUGGUAAACUUUACUUGUAACUAACCAAGUGCUUAUUAUUUAUUGUAGUAGGCCAAAAAGACCAAUCGUUUGUCAUAAGAAUCUUCGUAUGGACUAAAUGAAAGUCGUGUUUGAGAAAGUCAUCAGUAAUGCAUGUCUGUUAUGAAAAAUGCUAUACAUUUUAAAGUACAAUAUUUUGCUUACUUCAUUCUUCUCAUUUCCUUGUUUUACACUGAUUUGCUGAUGAUUAAGUGAGAAAGUAAGCUUAAUAAAGGAACUAGAAUUAAAAGGACUUUAUAAGCUAAAAUGUAAGUAGCUUUGAGUUUCUUUAGAUUAGAAUAGUUCAUAAUCAAGAGAUUUUUAGAAUUUGCUGCUGUAGUUUUAUGUAAUUUGUGAUAAAAUUGCUAAAUUUACAGGAUUUCACUUCAUUCGCAUUCUACGAACUACAUCACUCACAAGUCCCAAUCCGACGAAAGUUAGAGACAUGGAUUAAGACAAAUGAGACAGAAUGUAUAAUGACCAUAAGAAUUGGAGCUCAAGACGGCAACGAGCUCAGAAAUUAAAAGUCCUCGUGUUAAUUUCAUUUUUACGCGUGAAGAGAUGAAGUAACAAGAAUCAAUCAUAAUAUAUAAGUCGUCAUUGCUUUUAACUUUUGAGGAUUAGGCUCAAAGCAAUCUUAACUUACAUCAUGUCGUGAGUCGAAGAAUAUAAGAAAAGAAAUCAAAAUCGACUAAAAUAUUUAAGGAGAAGAAAAUUUUCCACUUUACUGGCAUUUUUUCCUUGAAUUGAUUUACUUUUAGAAAAAUAGAAAGUCUUCCAUAGGCGGCAUGCAGGCAAACGCUAGUUUUUCUCUCGCCAUGCAGAUAUGUUGUUACUUAUAAAUAAUAGAUAGAAACCAAAGCAUGAAGUUUUGCGCUUUCAUAUAAACAAAUUUAAACACAA